GCCUGCAUUUGACUGACCGGCUUGCUUCUAGCUCUGAAUUUUGUCACGGUUCGUGCGCUUUGACAGCUAAACUUCCCGUGAAACUAAUUAAUCUGCAAGUGCAUCGAAUUAUUCGCACCGUACUUCCUUGAGACAUGUCUGGAGAUUCGUCAGAAGUAAUAGCCAUCGACGGAAGCGUCAUGGAAGGGGGUGGACAAAUCCUCCGCAUGGCCAUCGCGUUCAGCACCCUGUUUCGGAAGCCUGUGCGAGUGUGGAACAUCCGAGCCGGCCGUAGCAGUCCAGGAUUGAGGCCGCAGCAUCUCAGUGGACUGAGGUUGGUGAGGGACAUCUGCAAAGGGCGCCUGGAGAAUGCCGCCAUUGGAUCGACAGAAGUGACCUUCUACCCCGGUCCGAUAAGGGGCGGAGAGUUUACCGCCGACACGGGAACAGCUGGGAGCGUGGUGCUGCUGCUGCAAGUGGCUCUCCCGUGCCUGCUGUUUGCAGACGGCCCUUCGACGCUGUGGCUUCGCGGAGGAACCAACGCGGAGAUGGCGCCCCAGAUCGACUACACACUCUCGGUUUUUCAACCUGCUUUGCAGAAGUUUGGGGCUGCAGUCGACAUCCGUGUACUUAGAAGGGGCUACUUUCCCAAGGGAGGUGGCCAGAUCGAAGUCCACGUGGAGCCAGUGGCAGCACUCAAGCCGGUAGAGCUGGUUGAGCCGGGGAGGGUCGUGAAGGUCACGGGAAGGUCGUUCGUGGCCGGGAUGUUACCUCCCAAGCUGGCGCACGUAAUGGCCGACACCGCAGCCGGGAUAAUACAGAAGCGGCUGCCUUCGAUCGACGUGUCAAUCGAACGAGUCAAGGAAAACGAGGCCGACGUGAUGGGCACCGGCAGCGGGAUCAUAGUCAUGGCCGAGUCGUCCACUGGAUGCUACAGGGCCGGGAGUUCGCUCGGAAAGAGAGGGUCGCCCGCCGAGGCCGUAGGCGAAGUGGCGGCUCGUGACCUCCUGCGUGAACUCGAGAGAGACACCUGCGUCGACAGCUACCUCCAAGAUCAGCUGGUGGUGUUCGCGGCACUCGCAAGCGGGAAGUCGCGAAUCCUGUCCGGGCCGUUGACGCUACACACGGAGACGGCCAUACACGUUGCUCAUCUACUCACAACGGCCAAGUUUUCGACGGUGCCAAAGGGGGACUGCGUCAUCUUGGAGUGUGAGGGAGCGUCCUGCUCUCCCACGAACGCGUAAUAAAAACUUAAUUUAUCGUUAA
This is a messenger RNA of Ixodes scapularis (black-legged tick), 1245 nucleotides long. Its product is annotated as RNA 3'-terminal phosphate cyclase. Gene Ontology annotation, cellular component: nucleus. NCBI's taxonomy places the organism in Eukaryota, Metazoa, Arthropoda, Arachnida, Ixodida, Ixodidae. The record is from RefSeq and is a predicted model, not a curated record. Gene Ontology annotation, biological process: RNA processing. The transcript has 11 exons. Gene Ontology annotation, molecular function: RNA-3'-phosphate cyclase activity. Bases 135 to 1223 code for a protein of 362 amino acids.